This is a messenger RNA of Orycteropus afer afer, 757 nucleotides long. NCBI's taxonomy places the organism in Eukaryota, Metazoa, Chordata, Mammalia, Tubulidentata, Orycteropodidae. The record is from RefSeq and is a predicted model, not a curated record.
GUUGGGCGGCGGGGCCCUCCGGGGUGUGGCCGCCUUGCGUCCCGCCCCGUGCCCCUCCUUCGAGGACUGCUCCCGGGUCGGGUGGUCGCUCAGGGUCUCAGCUCCGGCACCGCCAGCAGCGCACCCGCCGCCCGCUCCCCUGCCAGCUUUCCCGGACCAUGGCCAACAGUGAGCGCACCUUCAUCGCCAUCAAGCCUGACGGCGUGCAGCGCGGCCUGGUGGGCGACAUCAUCAAGCGCUUUGAGCAGAAGGGAUUCCGCCUUGUGGCCAUGAAGCUAGUUCAGGCCUCUGAGGAACAUCUGAAGCAGCACUACAUUGACCUGAAGGACCGCCCAUUCUUCCCGGGACUGGUGAAGUACAUGAACUCAGGACCAAUUGUGGCCAUGGUCUGGGAGGGGUUGAAUGUGGUGAAGACGGGCCGAGUGAUGCUUGGGGAGACCAAUCCAGCGGAUUCUAAGCCAGGCACUAUUCGUGGGGAUUUCUGUAUUCAAGUUGGCAGGAACAUCGUUCAUGGCAGUGAUUCAGUAAAAAGUGCUGAGAAAGAAAUCAGUCUAUGGUUUAAGCCAGAUGAAUUGAUUGACUACAAGUCUUGUGCCUGUGACUGGAUCUAUGAAUAAGAGGCGGACAAAACGGCCUUCUCCUCCCUUUGGCACUGCUUGAUGUGCCCCCCUAUACAGCUCUUCAUUCCACAGACUUGGAAGCAAUAGGACUGAGGAUUUUUUUUUCUAAAGCAUAUUUACCAAUAAAGCCUUUGGAA